AUGGUGAAUUAUGAGACAGCUGGGUUUGAGAGAGCGGUGUUUGAGAGAGAGGUGUUUGAGAGAGCGGUGUUUGAGAGAGAGGUGUUUGAGAGAGCGGUGUUUGAGAGAGAGGUGUUUGAGAGAACGGUGUUUGAGAGAGCGGUGUUUGAGAGAGAGGUGUUUGAGAGAGCGGUGUUUGAGAGAGCGGUGAAGAUGGAGGCAGCUGUUUCUGUCCGCACCGCGUCAGUCUCAGGUCGAGUCUCAGUCAUGAACUCCAACUUGACGCGUGUCCAGCAGAGGGCGCUGUGCCGUGAGCUGGGAGGAGGAGUGAAGCUGAAGCUGCUCUUCAAAGCCUCCAUCCACGGCUUCAGCAGCGCCGCCUUCCACCAGCGCUGUGACGGCCGCGGCCCCACGCUCUCUGUGGCCUACAACAGCUCCGCCCACGUGUUUGGAGGAUUCACCACCGCCGCCUUCGCUCAGACAAAUGGAUAUGUCAACGACCAGAAGGCCUUCCUCUUCAGCUUCAGAGGAGACCAGCUGCUCAAGUAUCCGACCACUAACUCUGCUUAUGCUGUGAGAAUGGUUGCUACGGCUGGUCCGUAUUUUGGAGAAAGUCUGAUUCUAAUGAAUCAAAGCCAAGCUGCGGUCCACAGUGCUCCAGGAAACUACUACAAUUUUCCCGCUGAAGAAAUGCACGGCAACGACCUGCAGCUGCUGGAGUGCGAGGUGUACCAGGUGGAAGAGAGCAGUGAGCUGGACCGGCCCUGGAGGCCCAUGGUGUGGCUGCCACAGAGGAGGCAGGAGCUCAUGGACACUAUCUGCUCCUACAAGCCCCUGUGCAGCUCUGUGUCCCAGGUCAGAGUGCUGGUCGUGGGGCCGGUGGGGGCCGGCAAGUCCAGCUUCUUCAACUCCAUCAACUCAGUGUUCAGAGGUCAUGUGACCAGCCAGGCCAUGGCGGGCAGCAGCGGCACCAGCCUCACCACAAAGUUCCGUACGUACUCUGUGAAAAAUGGGCGUCAGGGAAAGCCGCUGCCAAUCAUCCUGUGUGACACCAUGGGAUUGGAGGACAGCAUGGGGGCGGGACUUGAUAUAGAUGACAUCAGCAGCAUCCUCAAAGGCCACACCCCAGACGGGCACCAGUUCAACUCGUCUGCGCCUCUUCACUCUGAGUCUCUUGGUUAUCGCUCGUGUCCAGAGCUGCAGGACCAGGUCCACUGUGUGCUCUUCAUCCUCGACGCCACCUCCGUCUCCAUGAUGCCCGAGAAACUGGAGGCCAAGCUCAGUGCGGUGCGAAGGAAGGCCAACCUGCUGAAUAUCCCUCAACUCACUCUCGUCUCCAAAGUGGAUGAAGCGUGUCCUUUAGUGAAAGAAGAUCUGACCAACGUCUACAAGAGCGGAUUCAUAAAGGAUCUGAUGCAGGAGGCCGCGGUGCGCCUGGGGCUGCCUCUGUCCUGUGUCCUGCCUCUGAAGAACUACAGUGAGGAGCUGGAGCUGGAGGUGUGUGUGGACGUCCUGCUGCUGACCGCGCUGCAGCAGACUCUGCGCUUCGCCGACAACUACUUCGACGACCUCAGCGACCGCCUGCAGCGCUCCAGAGUCGCCAACGCCACGCCCUGA
Molecule: messenger RNA, 1596 nt
Organism: Knipowitschia caucasica
Lineage: Eukaryota; Metazoa; Chordata; Actinopteri; Gobiiformes; Gobiidae
Source: the annotation of a GenBank genome assembly